UCAGACCGCGAGAGGAAGAGCUGGAAUAUGAUGUGUGUUUAUGUCAGUUUGUGAAGAUCUCAUCUGAGGAUCUUUGUUCUGUUCUUGAUCGAAACUCGUUCGUUUCUCGGCGAUGGAGCAGAAGAAGACGGUGAUCGUGACAGGUUUUGAGCCGUUUGGUGAACAUACUGUCAAUGCCAGCUGGGUGGCAGUACAGGAGUUGGAGAAACUGGGUUUGGGUCACGAUAUAAACCUUCACGUUGCUGAAGUUCCUGUGGAGUAUCAGGCGGUCCAAAGUCUUCUGCCGUCUCUCUGGAAACAGCAUCUUCCUCAAUUAGUGGUCCAUGUUGGCGUUUCCGGGAUGGCCACUACAGUAACGCUUGAACAGUGCGGUCAUAAUGAGGGUUACAUGCGUCUUGACAACUGCAGUUUCUGUCCGGAGUCGCAGUGCUGUAUGGAGGGAGGACCGGGCUGCAUUCAUUCUGUCAUAGACAUGGACGCCGUCUGUAAGAGAGUGAACUCCUCCGGUCUCGGCGUCUCGGUGUCCGUAUCAAAGGACGCUGGCAGGUAUCUGUGUGACUACACCUACUACAUGUCUUUGUUUCUGGGCGAGGGCAGAUCUGCGUUUGUGCACGUUCCUCCUCUAGGGAAGCCCUACAGCGCGGAGCAGCUCGCUCGGGCCCUCAGGGCCGUCAUCCUGGAGAUGCUUGAACUCAUGGAGCACAACAAGGGAAAGAAACGCUGUCUGCACAACCAAUGAGAAUACAGGCCGAGUCUCACAUGUAGCGUCGGUUUGGAUUCAACAGUUCAUGCACACUUGAAGACAUCAGUCUUAACUUGUGUGCUACAAACUAGGAUCAAUCAGCUGGUUUGAGAUGCAACUUGUGUGCUAAACUCAAUCCUACGGCUGCGUUCAAAUAGUCAAGAAAGCACUUUAAUGGGGUGUACUUGAAACAUGCAGAGAUUUGGUAUUAUGCAUAAAAACAAACAAACUUGGAAAUGUUGAAAUGUGAAAACACUACAUAUGCAUUUCAUUUAGAUCUUUUAACCAUGUUUUUUGCAAACAGUCAAGGCAGAACUAAUUGUUUUCUCUUGCUGCCUUGUUUCUAAAAUCACUGUUCACCGGAUAAAGUAUGUCAGUUGUAUAAAGCCAUUUAAACCAGGGUUGUUAAUUAAAAUAAAAAACAAUGAAACAUCUUGUAACUUGAAAUGAAACAGUUGUUAACUGGAGGAAAAAUUAUUUGUGUGUGUGUAUGUAUGUGUGUAUAUAUAUAUAUAUAUAUAUAUAUAUAUAUAUAUAUACACACAUACAUACAUACAUAGAAUUUAAUCUUUUUUUCAUCUAAUUUUAUCUGAUUUUUAAAAUAAUUUUUAAAAAACUAAAACUGUAAUAAAAAUUUAUCAAAACUAUAUGGCAAAAAUACACAACUAAAUUAAUACAACUUUUAAUUUAAAAUGAAUAUGGAAAAAAAAACUCAUUUGAAAUAUUAAAAACUGUACACAAAAAUGGCUAGAAUUGGCUAAAUUACUGAAACUGGCUGCAAUAAAAAUGAAAGUGAUGAAAGUGGACAAAAUAUGAAAAUUAUAACUAAUUCAAAAUAUUAAUAAAUCUAUAAAGAUUUUUAAAAAUGUAAAAAAAAUGGCAACAACACAACUAAAACUGAAUAAAAUUAAAUUGAAAACAAAAUAUAAAAAUAAAAACGAAUUUAUUUUAAAUAAAAAUAUAUGAAAAUUGGCUAAAUUACUGAAACUGGCUGCAAUAAAAAUGAAAGUGGACAAAAUAUCAAAAUUAUAACUAAUUCAAAAUAUUUAAAAAAAUUAUAUAGAUUUUUAAAAAUGUUUAAAAAUGGCAAUAACUGAAACUAAAACUUUAACUAAAAUUAAAUUGAAAGCAAAAUAUAAAAAUAAAAACGAAUUUAUUUUAAAUAAAAAAUAUAUGAAAAUGGCUAAAAUUGGCUAAAUUACUGAAACUGGCUGAAAUAAAAAUGAAAGUGGAUAAAAUAUAAAAAUUUUAAUAAAAUCUAUGUAGAUUAAAAAAACGUAAAGACAAAAUUGACUAAAACUUUAACUAAAAUUAAACUGAAAACAAAAUAUAAAAAUAAAAACUAUAUGGAUGUUAAACAUAUAUUUUUAGUAUAUUUUUAAAAAUAUACUAAAAACUCAUUCAAAAUAUGAAUUAAAACUAAAAUAGUAUCUCAAUGAUAGUAAACUAUACUGUUUCAAACAUAACUGUAUCAUCUGCAGCUUUCAAUUAUACCCCAAACACACACUGGACAGAAAGUAUAAGCAUUAUAUUACAGUUCAUUUUCUCACAGACUAAAGAGCAGGUGCAAAUGGUGGUUUUGCAGACCUAAAAUUAUGACAAAAUAAAAGCUGUGAUCUGCCUGCUGGACAAUGAUAAAAGAGAUAAUAACCACGUCUGUCUGGUUAUUAAAGUGCCAAUGUGAAUACACAGUCUUUAGGAUACAAGUAUCAAACCGAAAUAUGUUUUUCCUCAUUUUAAGCCGUUUAUGAACAGGGUCCCGCUUAUAACAUAAAGACACCUAAACCUGAUGCCUUUUGAGUAAUUUAAGGUCUAAUGCUAUCAGCACUAACUGUUAAGA
This is a messenger RNA of Labeo rohita (rohu), 2582 nucleotides long. It is a transcript of the gene pgpep1, whose product is annotated as pyroglutamyl-peptidase I. NCBI's taxonomy places the organism in Eukaryota, Metazoa, Chordata, Actinopteri, Cypriniformes, Cyprinidae. The transcript has 5 exons. Bases 113 to 739 code for a protein of 208 amino acids. Gene Ontology annotation, cellular component: cytosol. The record is from RefSeq and is a predicted model, not a curated record. Gene Ontology annotation, molecular function: pyroglutamyl-peptidase activity. Gene Ontology annotation, biological process: proteolysis.